AUGACUCGUCUGCGUGGGCGAGAAGAUGGUGAAGUGAAGGAAGGGGAGAGAAGAGAGAAUUGUGUUGAGAACCUGACGCCAGCUGGCGAAUCUGUCAGCCGGGUGCCAUUGAAUGCUUCUGACAGAGACUUGGCUGAGAGUUUGCCUCUGAUCAGGGACAUCCUUAACCGCAAUGAUCCCUCGAAAGCCCCCCCCACUGGUGUUGCACCAACACACCCGGCACCUCCUUCUACUCCCGUCCAAUCUGCCUCCGAUGGUGGGUCUCAACCAGUGAGUCUCUUUUUUUGCGUCCUUUUUCUGAUCGAUAAGAAGAAUCUGACCCAUUUGUAA
This is a messenger RNA of Hydatigera taeniaeformis, 330 nucleotides long. The record is from the annotation of a GenBank genome assembly. NCBI's taxonomy places the organism in Eukaryota, Metazoa, Platyhelminthes, Cestoda, Cyclophyllidea, Taeniidae.